AUGAAUGCUUUACAGUCAAGUGUCAAGUGCUCGCGCGAAGCAGCACAAUCACUGUUCACGGACGCGUGCGCACAUGUGAGGUCUUCAUUUGAUUGGAUGAAUGAGAUGAAGAAAGAGGCGAGGAAGUGGAGAGAAGAGAAAAGAGAAUGGUAUGAAAAAAGAAGAGCUGUCUGCAAUGCAAAAACGGAAAUAACGCAGGAGACUUGCUUGCAAGCAGCCGAGCAAGUCAAUUACGAGAGGCAGAAACGAGAGCGACGAUGCGACAUUCCAUUAUUAAAGAGAGCAAUGACGAGUUGGCGCGAUGGCGAUGAUGACAACAACAACAACAGCGAUAGCGACGGCACGGCGACGGCGACGGCGACGGCGAUGGGACGAUGA
This is a messenger RNA of Acanthocheilonema viteae, 378 nucleotides long. NCBI's taxonomy places the organism in Eukaryota, Metazoa, Nematoda, Chromadorea, Rhabditida, Onchocercidae. The record is from the annotation of a GenBank genome assembly.